AUGGGGACCGUCGGGUCGCCAGAGAAGAAGGCGACUGGCAUUGAACUCGGACAAGAGAUGGAAACUCAAAAGGAAUUAGAUGAAGACUGGAAAGAUUUACAGCCCACUCAAAGGGAAACAUUAGCCGAUACAGAAAAGCAGCCUGAUGGCACUAAAGACACUGGCGAGAAACUUAGCAACGAGAAAUUUAGCGCAGAGAAACUCAGUGCCGAGACAACCGAGGCACCCCCUCGUCGUCCUAAAACGCCAGGCUUUAGACGACGGAAGUCUCCCAAACGCAGUGCCGAGAGGGUGGUAUCACCGCAACAAGCUAGAUCGAUUAGGUGUGAAAGGAAAAGUUUAUUAAGUAGAGAGAAAAUCCAACCAACUGAACGGAGCAAAUCGCCUCCUGCUCGAACAAAAACGCCGACGAGUGAAUUGCCAAAGCGAUUAUCGCGUGAAAGCACCCUAGGGAAAUUGCCAUCAUCUGCUGAAAAUGCUGACACUCCACGGAGUGAGACUCCAACUACUGUAGCGAAGAAGAGCUUACGGCAUGGAAUAGGAAUAAUGGACGAGCAUUUGGAGCGAAUAUUAGCUGAACUGGAGAAUCAGGAAUGGUAUCAUGGAUUUCUACCAUUCGAGGAUAUUGCGGAGCUUCUUAUGAACGAUGGUGACUUCUUAUUGAGAGCUCUAGAUCCGGUCGGGGAGAAGCCCCCUAUGCCCUGCGUUACAGUGAAAUGGAAGGAGGUAAUCGAUCAACCAAUACAUUAUCGUGUAAGAGGAGAGAAUCGUCUUUUCUCUCUAGAUGGCAUGUUUCGAAAUCCAGAUAUUAUUGAAAUAAUUAAGUUCCACAAAGAAAGCGGUACACCGAUUGGUCCAGGAGGAGCCAGAUUGAUAACUCCAAUUCCAAAGCAGAAAUGGGAAUUAACGAGGAACAAGAUCACAAUAGGCGAAAAAAUUGGCGAAGGACAUUUCAGCGAAAUAUUUGCUGGAACGCUUCAAGAAGGCAAAACCCGCGCACCGAUCAUCGAGGUCGCUAUUAAAAAAGUAAGAGGAGCUGUCAUAAUACCAUAA
Molecule: messenger RNA, 1053 nt
Organism: Cooperia oncophora
Lineage: Eukaryota; Metazoa; Nematoda; Chromadorea; Rhabditida; Trichostrongylidae
Source: the annotation of a GenBank genome assembly